This is a messenger RNA of Cephus cinctus (wheat stem sawfly), 1273 nucleotides long. RefSeq lists its product as uncharacterized. The record is from RefSeq and is a predicted model, not a curated record. The transcript has 4 exons. Bases 88 to 861 code for a protein of 257 amino acids. NCBI's taxonomy places the organism in Eukaryota, Metazoa, Arthropoda, Insecta, Hymenoptera, Cephidae.
UUUAAAAAAAAAAAAAGAUUAUGUCUAAUUUACGUUUUAUUAAAAAAAAAAGUAGCAAGUCCGUCGACAACACUGGACGUGCAGGUGAUGGAGGAGGAAGAAGAAGAAGAAGAAGAAGAAGAGGGUGAAGAAUCGCUUCACAAUACGUGGGAUGAAAUCAUGUCGAUAGCAUCGGCCGCUAGCGAUCGCAGUGUCUACGGCGAUGAUGAUGAUGACCGCUCCACAACGUCCAGCACUUCUAACGAGCGCUAUCAAUUUGUAGAGCCGUUGGAGGCUGCUGGCUACGAUAACCAUAUUGCACCGGACAACGCACGGUCUCCGCAGGAGCACGACGACGCUGAAGAACCGGUGCUAUGGGUUCGUAGGAACGACGUGUACGAGGUAGCGAAUGCCGACGAAGCGGCCGAUGCAGUGGCGGGGCGCGAUGGGGCCCCGAGCGCAGCGGCUACCCUCGAGGAAGAUGCGGGAGAUGCGGGCGCGCAAUAUCAGACAGGCUUGGGACCCCUUCUUCGGUCGCAGAGUGGUGACGACGAAGACACCGCCAACGAUGGAGUCAUCGAUAACGACGUGUUACCGCCAGGGCAUAGGUUCACCGUACAAUCCGAAACGACGCGUCGCAGAAAUCGGUUUCGUUUAGACGGACGCGAAAUUACAAUGGCUAUCAGACGGCCGCUCCAAGAUCCUGAUACGAAUACCGUAUCCUGGUUGCAGGGCGCUGUCCGAGAUUUACACGCGUACCUUACAAGCUCGUGUACCGCACGAGAUUAUAUAGGUCUGACGAUUAAAUCAGACAGUUUUGCGUGCGGAGCCGCGUGGCUGUCGUACAGACCGGCUCGAGACUUUCUUGAUAACGACGUGUGAGGUGUAAUAUCGUCCGUCGCACAGAGCGCCCAGGCGUUCCAAAUAGACAGAUCUUUUGUCAUAGAGUCGUGUAUAGUCGAAGUGCCGCGGGGUACGGGUCGCGUGCGAUUAGCGCACGAGUUUGUAAAAAAACACUCUACACUUACCAUAAUAAACACCGAUAAUCUCUGUCUACCUAGAUCGCUCGCUGUGGCGAUGGUAUACGCUCAACGCGGGGAAGUAUGCUCUGGGGAACUGCAUGAGAGAUGGAGCGCUGUACGGCGUCAACGGGGUAAAUUUCAAAAACAAUUAGCUCUUUAGAAAUUGAUAAAUUUCAAAGGUACCUUGCUACGGAUGGUAUAGCCAUUGUUGUUUACGAGUUCGACAGUAUAGGCAGCGGUGAGAAACCGCUGUACGACGGAUCGCAGAUAGU